CGCGCCGCCGCCCCAGCCCCGCCGUGCCCGCCGCUGCCGCCCGCGGCCCCCGCAGCAGCGGCUGCAGCCCGGGGACAUGGCGGAGUAGCUGUGGUCCGCGGAGCAGGGGGAGCGCCGAGCAGCUAUGGUACCUCCCGACAGCUGAGGUGGAGGUAGGCGGUGGCAGCCGACCGCUCGCAGCUUGACCUCGAUUUGUUUUUGGAACUGCGGGCUGGAGCGGCACGUCCGGUGAUCUGGGAGGGAUAAUAACCAGGAGGAUAUCUGGGGCAGCAGCAGCAGCAGCAACAGGAGGGGAAUCCCCCCCUCCCUCCGCCGCUUCCUUGCCCGGCAUGCCGGCACUGCCCCGCUGAGACGUGCAGAGUUUUGGGGUUAAUUUGCGCCUGGCCGCCCCUGGAAUAGAGAGACUCUCCGGAUAUCGGAUCGGUCGGGGUUUGUUGUCUAUGUCGUGUUGGGAAAUCUGGUGGAAUUUUUUCUCGCUCGAGGAGGAAGAGCCCGGUGUUGGCAGUUGGCUUCGUGAUCUUUUUUGGAGGGCGAAGAAAGGGAAGGGAUCUCGCUUGAGCCGUGCGGAGAGAGAGCUCGGACAUGUGUUGUCAGCACAUCUGGGGAAUACAGUCUGCAAGUCCGAAAGGAAAUUUGCUGGGAUCGUUCAAACUGCGAUAUUGAUCUUUGUUAUUUUUUUUCGCCGAGGGAUGCACUUGGCAUGAGAAUCGGAGGAUGGAAAUUGUUUGGGAGGUGCUUUUUCUUCUGCAAGCGAAUUUCAUCGUCUGCAUUUCAGCUCAACAAAAUUCACCAAAAAUCCAUGAAGGCUGGUGGGCUUAUAAGGAGGUGGUCCAAGGAAGCUUUGUUCCUGUACCCUCCUUUUGGGGUUUGGUGAACUCAGCUUGGAAUCUUUGCUCUGUUGGGAAAAGACAGUCACCUGUCAAUAUUGAAACCAGCCAUAUGAUUUUUGAUCCCUUCCUAACUCCUCUUCGCCUAAACACAGGGGGAAGAAAGUUCUGUCCAGGCUGCUCGUGGUGCACUUUACUGAGGUGUGUUAUGGUCAGUGGGACGAUGUACAACACGGGGAGACACGUGUCCCUCCGGUUAGACAAGGAGCACCUGGUGAACAUCUCCGGGGGCCCCAUGACCUACAGCCACCGCCUGGAGGAAAUCCGGUUACACUUUGGCAGCGAGGACAGCCAGGGCUCAGAGCACCUCCUCAAUGGCCAGGCCUUUUCUGGAGAGGUUCAGCUGAUCCACUAUAACCAUGAGUUGUACACAAAUGUCACAGAAGCUGCAAAGAGUCCUAAUGGGUUGGUGGUAGUUUCCAUAUUUAUGAAAGUAUCUGAAUCAUCAAAUCCAUUUCUAAAUCGUAUGCUCAACAGAGACACCAUAACAAGAAUAACAUAUAAGAAUGAUGCAUACUUACUACAGGGGCUUAAUAUUGAGGAACUUUACCCAGAGACAUCUAGUUUCAUUACGUACGAUGGGUCAAUGACAAUUCCACCCUGCUAUGAAACAGCAAGCUGGAUAAUAAUGAACAAACCUGUGUACAUAACAAGGAUGCAGAUGCAUUCUUUGCGACUUCUAAGCCAGAAUCAGCCAUCACAGAUAUUUCUGAGCAUGAGCGACAAUUUCAGACCAGUCCAGCCUCUCAACAAUCGAUGUAUCCGAACCAAUAUCAACUUUAGUUUACAGGGAAAAGAUUGUCCAAACAAUAGAGCACAGAAACUACAGUAUAGAGUAAAUGAAUGGCUCCUCAAAUGAGACAGAGCAGGCAAAAUCCAAAUCCUCAGUGGAAUGCUUCUCCUGGGAAUUGACAUCAUCUGCAAUGCACCCAACCUCCCUCUCUGGCUCACAUGCACUUUGUGCUGUGGGAAAAGAGCUGCCAUGCUGGAAAACUCCUCAAAAUUUAUUCAUGUGAUUGGUGGCCAUUUAAAAACAAAACAAAACAAGACAAAACAAAAGUAUUACAGUAAAUGUGAUUACAAUUUUCCUGAACUAAUUUGGAGUCACAAAGAAAGACUUUUCAGACUUUGUACAUAUGAAAUUCUUAAUCUUCUCCCUCUCUCUCCCUCAACUGAAAAAAAAAAAAAAAAAAAAAGAAAAAAGGUGGAUCAGUACAGCAUCAAAGUGGAGUUGUGUUCUGUGUGCCAAGUAAUCUUGGAAAGCUCUCAUUAUUUCACUAUCAUUAAUGGAUAUUGACAAGACAGAACAAGACUCCUGUAAAGAAAUCAUUUCUAGGUAUGAUCUUUCUGUUCAUUUAAUUUUAAAAGGGACAGACUUUGAUAGAUAAGUAUUGUAAAUAUAUCACUGCAGAAUAUAAAGGAAAUUUAAAUAUUUCCCUCUGUCACAUAUCUGUAGUAGGAUUUGGCAAAACCAGAAUAUAUCCAUUUUCUGUUUCUUGCUUUACAACAGAUCAUACGUUGUGUUGGUUACUAUUAACAACUCAAUAAAUGUGUUUAACAAAUUAAUUUAGUUAAGUUGCUUUGAUUUCUUUUUUCCUUUCUGAAAUGACAAGCCUCUUCUACUUGUGGAUGCAUUAUUUGUGGUUUUAUUUUUUUUCCACUUUUUUUUUUUGUUCUUUUUUUUUAACUUAAUUUCUUUGUUUGCAGCCCAUUCAAGUGAGUGAAGGACAAUUGGGAAUGCACUUAAAGGUGGUAUAACUUAAACUCCACUGGGCUCAGAAGCAGAAAGCAGAUGAAACAUAUCUCAGUUUAAAAUUGUCAUUUUCCUUGCUGAAGCCAUUAUCGGGACAAACAUUCAAUCCUGUAAAUUUGUGGUGACAGGGAUAUUUUUUCUUUACAGAUAAAGCAGGAGCUGGCCUAGUAAAAGCAAAUGCCUUUUUUCUUAUUUAUAAUGGUCAUUCACUGUGUUUGGUUACUGUCAAGAACUCAAUAAAUGUGUUUAACAAGUUCA
Molecule: messenger RNA, 2898 nt
Organism: Zonotrichia leucophrys gambelii
Lineage: Eukaryota; Metazoa; Chordata; Aves; Passeriformes; Passerellidae
Gene: CA10
Product: carbonic anhydrase 10
Exons: 11
Coding region: 715-1746 (343 amino acids)
Molecular function (GO): zinc ion binding; carbonate dehydratase activity
Source: RefSeq, a predicted model, not a curated record